Molecule: messenger RNA, 312 nt
Organism: Penicillium cataractarum
Lineage: Eukaryota; Fungi; Ascomycota; Eurotiomycetes; Eurotiales; Aspergillaceae
Exons: 1
Coding region: 1-312 (103 amino acids)
Source: RefSeq, a predicted model, not a curated record
AUGGCGGAUCCCCCGCUGCGGAUGAGGAUACCUAGGGGUGUCAUAGACUGUGAGAUGGUAAAGGAUCUGGCCUUUGAGGAAGGCAAGCCGUCAUAUGAUCGGCCUCCAAUUGGAGCCUCCAAAGACAACGGCACAGCAGCAAACGUCACAAACAACACGACCACUAAAGCCGCCGGAGUGAAUUGGUUGAUAGGGCCCGUUAUUGCCUCCAAGGCCUUCGUCAAUGCUCGGAGAAAAUUGGUCCGGACCUACAAUCAGGACAAGCACAAUGAAGAUUGUCGGUUUCUCCACACAGGACCUCUUUUCAAGUGA